UUGUCUUCCCUAACCUACCGACUUUGAAAAGAGUAAUAGCAUCCCAUUGAAGGGUUAUUGUAUUUGUACACAAUUUUGUGGUUGAUGAAUUUUUUAUGACAUAAACUAUUAAUAUUUGAUUUAUUUAAGAUAAUAAAUAAUUUGUAACAUCUGUAUCUCAUAUUAUGUCAAACAUAUUUUAUUUGCUUAAAGUGUUCAGAUGUAUUUUCUAACCAAUAUCUCAAACUUGUUAUGAUACUCAAUAUUUUGCCUAAAUUAUUAUAAACAUUAUUAAAAAUGUAUCCUAUUGACUUGACAAAGACAAUUCCAUCGGCACAUGCCAAUGAAAAUAAAAAAGUAUUUUUAAAUGAUGCCGAAUUGGACAAUAUUGCUCUAUUUCUUGUUGGAAAUCAACAACGUUUUAGAGAAAAUAUUAUAAUUCCAAGAAUUCUGGGACCUGUACAAAUAAAAACUAUUGAAGAGAAGAGAGUGGAAAGUGUAAUGGAAAGUUGUGCAUUUAAAAGUAUCAUGAGUUGUGUUAUUGGAUAUGGUUUGGGAGCGGCCAUUGGAUUAUUCUCUUCCAGUGUAAAUCCUAAUAUAACAAGUGUUGAAAAGCAACAAAGUGCGAAGGAAAUAUUUAGAGAAAUGAAAACUACAACACUUGGAUAUGCCAAGAACUUUGCGGUUGUUGGAUGUGUAUUUUCUGCCAUUGAGUGUACAAUAGAAUCGUAUAGAGGUAAAACUGAUUGGAAAAAUGGCACAUAUGCAGGUGGCUUAACAGGUGGAUUAAUUGGCCUAAGAGCUGGUAUAAAAGCAGGUAUAGUCGGUGCUGCAGGUUUUGCAGCAUUCUCAACAGCAAUAGAUUAUUAUAUGCACAGAUCUUGAAACUACUACUGGUUUAAGUUACUGGAAGAUAUAUUUGUAUAAAAAAGAUAUAAAAAUUUACACAGUUGUGUAUCUGUACAGUUUAUGUAAAAAACAUGGAAAUAUUUUAAAGUAUGUAAAAAUGCUCAUAUGUAAAAACUAGUAUCAUAUGACCGAAGCAUAAAAUAUAUUGCCUUUAAUAUUACAAUAUA
Linepithema humile (Argentine ant) is the source of this 1055-nucleotide messenger RNA. RefSeq names its product mitochondrial import inner membrane translocase subunit Tim22. Gene Ontology annotation, cellular component: TIM22 mitochondrial import inner membrane insertion complex. Gene Ontology annotation, molecular function: transmembrane protein transporter activity. Gene Ontology annotation, biological process: protein insertion into mitochondrial inner membrane. NCBI's taxonomy places the organism in Eukaryota, Metazoa, Arthropoda, Insecta, Hymenoptera, Formicidae. The record is from RefSeq and is a predicted model, not a curated record.